AUGGGAUCACUGCUUGGGUUCCUGGCUCUGCUGCUGCUGUGGGGCGCCGUGGCUGAAGGCCCAGCCAAGAAGGUGCUGACCCUGGAGGGGGACCUGGUUCUGGGUGGGUUGUUUCCGGUACAUCAGAAGGGUGGCCCAGCAGAGGAGUGUGGUCCUGUCAAUGAACAUCGCGGCAUCCAGCGUCUGGAGGCCAUGCUUUUUGCGCUGGAUCGUAUCAACCGUGACCCGAGCCUGCUCCCAGGAGUGCGCCUGGGUGCGCACAUACUCGACAGUUGCUCCAAGGACACACAUGCUCUGGAGCAGGCACUUGACUUUGUGCGGGCCUCACUCAGCCGGGGCGCCGACGGCUCCCGCCACGUCUGCCCUGACGGCUCUUAUGCCACUCAUGGUGAUGCUCCCACUGCCGUCACCGGUGUCAUCGGCGGCUCCUACAGCGACGUCUCCAUCCAGGUGGCCAACCUCCUGCGGCUAUUUCAGAUCCCUCAGAUCAGCUAUGCCUCUACCAGUGCCAAGCUGAGUGAUAAGUCCCGCUAUGACUACUUUGCCCGCACAGUGCCUCCCGACUUCUUCCAAGCCAAAGCCAUGGCUGAGAUUCUCCGCUUCUUCAACUGGACCUAUGUAUCCACCGUGGCAUCCGAGGGUGACUAUGGUGAGACAGGCAUCGAAGCCUUUGAACUAGAGGCCCGCGCCCGCAACAUCUGCGUGGCCACCUCGGAGAAGGUGGGCCGCGCCAUGAGCCGUGCAGCCUUCGAGGGCGUGGUGCGAGCCCUGCUGCAGAAGCCCAGUGCCCGCGUGGCUGUCCUGUUCACCCGCUCCGAGGACGCCCGUGAGCUCCUCGCUGCCACCCAGCGCCUCAAUGCCAGCUUUACCUGGGUGGCUAGCGAUGGCUGGGGGGCCCUGGAGAGUGUGGUGGCAGGCAGCGAGGGUGCUGCUGAAGGCGCCAUCACCAUAGAGCUGGCUUCCUACCCCAUCAGCGACUUUGCCUCCUACUUCCAGAGCCUGGACCCGUGGAACAACAGCCGGAACCCCUGGUUCCGUGAGUUCUGGGAGCAGAGGUUCCACUGCAGCUUCCGACAGCAAGACUGUGCAGCUCACUCCUUGCGGGCCGUGCCCUUUGAGCAAGAGUCCAAGAUCAUGUUUGUGGUCAAUGCGGUGUAUGCCAUGGCCCAUGCCCUGCACAACAUGCAUCGCGCCCUCUGCCCCAACACCACCCGCCUCUGUGAUGCAAUGCGGCCUGUCAACGGGCGCCGCCUCUACAAAGACUUCGUGCUCAACGUCAAGUUCGAUGCCCCCUUCCGCCCAGCUGACACCCAUAGUGAAGUCCGCUUCGACCGCUUUGGGGACGGUAUUGGUCGCUACAACAUCUUCACCUACCUGCGGGCAGGCGGUGGGCGCUAUCGCUACCAGAAAGUGGGCUAUUGGGCAGAAGGCCUGACCCUGGACACCAGCCUCAUCCCGUGGGCCUCACCCUCAGCCGGUCCCCUGCCCGCCUCUCGCUGUAGUGAGCCCUGCCUCCAGAAUGAGGUGAAGAGCGUGCAGCCGGGGGAGGUCUGCUGCUGGCUCUGCAUUCCCUGCCAGCCCUACGAGUACCGGCUGGAUGAGUUCACCUGCGCUGACUGUGGCCUGGGCUACUGGCCCAACGCCAGCCUCACUGGCUGCUUCGAGCUGCCCCAGGAAUACAUCCGCUGGGGCGAUGCCUGGGCCGUGGGACCUGUCACCAUCGCCUGCCUAGGCGCCCUGGCCACCCUGUUUGUCCUGGGUGUCUUUGUGAGGCACAACGCCACCCCUGUGGUCAAGGCCUCGGGCCGAGAGCUCUGCUAUAUCCUGCUGGGCGGCGUCUUCCUCUGCUACUGCAUGACCUUCGUCUUCAUUGCCAAGCCAUCCACAGCGGUGUGCACCUUACGGCGCCUUGGUUUGGGCACUGCCUUCUCCGUCUGCUACUCAGCCCUGCUCACCAAGACCAACCGCAUUGCGCGCAUCUUCGGUGGGGCCCGGGAGGGAGCCCAGCGGCCGCGCUUCAUCAGCCCUGCCUCGCAGGUGGCCAUCUGCCUGGCCCUUAUCUCAGGCCAGCUGCUCAUCGUGGCCACCUGGCUGGUGGUGGAGGCCCCGGGCACAGGCAAGGAGACAGCCCCUGAGCGGCGGGAGGUAGUGACAUUGCGCUGCAACCACCGCGAUGCAAGCAUGCUGGGCUCGCUGGCCUACAAUGUGCUCCUCAUUGCACUCUGCACGCUCUAUGCCUUCAAGACCCGCAAGUGCCCCGAAAACUUCAAUGAGGCCAAGUUCAUCGGCUUUACCAUGUAUACCACCUGCAUUAUCUGGCUGGCCUUCCUGCCCAUCUUCUAUGUCACCUCCAGUGACUACCGGGUGCAGACCACCACCAUGUGCGUGUCGGUAAGUCUCAGUGGCUCUGUGGUGCUCGGCUGUCUGUUUGCACCCAAGCUGCACAUCAUCCUGUUUCAGCCGCAAAAGAACGUGGUCAGCCACCGCACGCCCACCAGCCGCUUCGGCAGCGCAGCUGCCAGAGCCAGCUCCAGCCUCGGCCAAGGGUCUGGCUCCCAGUUUGUCCCCACUGUUUGCAACGGCCGCGAGGUGGUGGACUCAACAACAUCGUCGCUUUGA
This is a messenger RNA of Dama dama (fallow deer), 2619 nucleotides long. RefSeq names its product glutamate metabotropic receptor 2 (gene GRM2). The transcript is spliced from 5 exons. The coding region runs from base 1 to 2619 and encodes 872 amino acids. Gene Ontology annotation, biological process: G protein-coupled glutamate receptor signaling pathway; regulation of synaptic transmission, glutamatergic. The record is from RefSeq and is a predicted model, not a curated record. NCBI's taxonomy places the organism in Eukaryota, Metazoa, Chordata, Mammalia, Artiodactyla, Cervidae. Gene Ontology annotation, molecular function: group II metabotropic glutamate receptor activity. Gene Ontology annotation, cellular component: membrane.